Messenger RNA from Capronia coronata CBS 617.96, 1419 nucleotides. Its product is annotated as sterol carrier protein 2. Lineage: Eukaryota; Fungi; Ascomycota; Eurotiomycetes; Chaetothyriales; Herpotrichiellaceae. Gene Ontology annotation, molecular function: acyltransferase activity, transferring groups other than amino-acyl groups. The record is from RefSeq and is a predicted model, not a curated record. Bases 1 to 1419 code for a protein of 472 amino acids. The transcript has 2 exons.
AUGUCAUCCUCUCCUUCUCCAUCUCCUUCCAACGCCUACGUCCUAGGCGUAGGUCUCACGGAAUAUAUCAAACCGCGCCGCCAGAGACCGUACCCAGAACUGGGCUUCGAAGCCGGCACCAAAGCCCUACUGGACGCACACCUCGGCUACGACGCCAUCCAGGUGGGCGUGGCAUGCUACUGCUACGGCGACACGUGCUGCGGCCAGCGCAUCUUCUACCAGUUCGGCAUGACGGGCAUCCCGAUCUACAACACCACCAACGCCUGCGCGACGGGCAGUACGGGCCUGCAGCUGGCGAGGACGCUGGUCCGGGGUGGUGCGGUGGAUGUCGUGCUGGUCGUCGGCUUCGAGACCAUGAUGCCCGGCAGUCUGAAGAGUAUGUGGCCCGAUCGGCCGAGUCCGAUGGGCCUGGCGAGUCGCAUGAUGAAUGAGACGAGGGGGAGGUUCGAGUCGCCGAGGAAUGCGCAGCUGUUUGCGAAUGCUGGGAGAGAAUAUAUGGAGAAGUAUGGUGCAGAAGCACGCGACUUUGCCGAGAUCGCGCGGAUCUCGCACGAACAUUCGUCACGCAACCCCUACGCGCAGUUCAAGAAAGUCUAUUCGCUCGAAGAGAUCGAGACCUCGCCCAUGAUCCACUUCCCGCUGACCAAGCUCCAAUGCAGCCCGACCUCCGACGGCGCCGGGGCCGCCGUGAUCGUGUCGCAGCGCUUCCUCGAUUCGCGACCUGACUUCAGAUCCCACGCGAUCCUGAUGGCCGGCCAGACACUAAUGACAGACUCGCCGGCACUGUAUGACGGGCAAAGCUCGAUGAACCUGGUCGGCUUCGACAUGACGCGCCGAGCGGCCCAAGCCGCGCUGGCCGAGGCUGGCGUCAAAUCGGCGCGAGACGUCAAAGUGUGCGAACUGCACGACUGUUUCUCCGCCAAUGAGCUCAUCACGCUGGAAGGGCUCGGGUUCUGCGAUCCGGGGAAAGCACAUCUCCUCGUGCGCCACGGGGAUAUCACUUACGGAGGGAACGGACCGGUCAUCAACCCUUCCGGUGGGCUUAUCUCUAAGGGCCAUCCGCUCGGCGCCACGGGCUUGGCGCAGUGUGCUGAAUUGACGUGGCAGCUGCGCGGGUGGGCCACCAAUGGCAGGCUCGUGAAGGACGUCGAUGUGGCAUUGCAGCAUAACCUGGGCCUGGGCGGUGCUGUUGUCGUCACGGUCUAUAAGCGCGCGGAUGGACGGAGGAACACUGAUGCUCCUGCCGCGUCGGAUGCGGAAAUCGGGAGUCUGUCCGGUCUAGGGUAUAAUCCGGCCACGGAGGCCAGGACUAUCACUCUCGAAGACGCCGAAAAGGUGAGGAGCAAGAACGCUCGUUGUGAUUAUGCCCUCGGCGAGACCGCGGAGAAGUUGCAAGCUGCUCCGCAGGCUAGAUUGUAG